Molecule: messenger RNA, 1261 nt
Organism: Neohortaea acidophila
Lineage: Eukaryota; Fungi; Ascomycota; Dothideomycetes; Mycosphaerellales; Teratosphaeriaceae
Product: ribosome biogenesis protein Nop16
Exons: 1
Coding region: 300-1031 (243 amino acids)
Biological process (GO): ribosomal large subunit biogenesis
Cellular component (GO): nucleolus
Source: RefSeq, a predicted model, not a curated record
CACCGCGAUCUCAUCCUUCUUCGCCACCGCGAGUGUAACGCACAGUGCUAGCAGCACAAUGGCAGCUUUCACGAGCUGCUGUCUUUGUCGUGCCAUGUUCGCGUCUUCUCAAUGGUACCGUCUCGUCUCGUCUCGACACGGUCGCCUCGAGUGAAGUCGGAAGACGGGGCUCGCGUGCAUGACUAAUCCCGAAACUCUAACCCUCUGUGCCUGGCUUUACGUUUUGGAAUUUUUGUCCGUUGCAUCUAGAACUUCACCAUCUGACAGCAUUUCUCAACGAGACGAGAUCUCCGAGCAAGAUGGGACGAGAACUCCAAAAGAAGAAGAAUCGCUCUUCCCUCAACAAAGUCAAGCGCAAACCGAAGUCGAAGAAGCGCAUCCUCUCCAACUCCAUCAUCGCCGCAAACUGGGACAAAACACAGACGCUCACGCAAAACUACCGGAGAUUGGGUUUGGCGGCGAAGUUGAACAAGACCACGGGCGGGGUGGAGAAGACUGCGACUUCUUUGCAGAAAGAGCAGGAUGGAACAGGUGGACUUGCGAAUGGGCAGUUACAUGGACUCGUGAUUGGAGGUGGGUCGAGGAGGGCGGCGCAGACGAUGGAGGUGAAGGAAGUGGAGGUGGAGAGGGAUCCGAAGACGGGGAGGAUUCUGCGGGUUGUUGGUGCUGAGAGUGUCAAGGCGAACCCGCUUGGUGAUCCGCUCAAUGACCUUGAUUCGGACGAGGAAGACUCGGAGGGCGACGUGUACGAUCAGCACGGAGCUGCCCUGAGGCCGAGUGCGGAAGCCCGGUCCGAGGCAAGGACCACGGUGGUGAGAGAUUUGGAGCGAGAAGCGAGUCGGCCAGAGGCAAAGUACCGAAGACAUCAGAGUGAAGGGGAACGGGCGUUUGUCGAGGAGCUGGUGGAGAAGUAUGGCGAUGAUUAUGGGAAGAUGGCGAGGGAUAUGAAGAUCAACUAUAUGCAGAGGAGUGAAGGCGAUCUGAAACGGCGGGUCAAAAAGUGGAGGGAAAGCGGUGGCACGGUGGGCUGAGGAGUUUGGAUGAGUCUGGGGAAAGAGCCUCACGGGCAACACCAGCGCUGUGAUCGCUGGAGAGAGUUGCUUUGCUCGCAUUCCUCCAUCGCAAUGCUUCAGACCCGCCAACGAAUCGGCGAAAACGUACUCUGCAUGGAGGGAGGCUACAAAGUGGUUGGCAAGGCCUGAUGCCAAUAGGACGUCGAGACCAGACGGCCAUGUAUUGCCUCCAUCACUUGACGAGCAGA